Messenger RNA from Lobosporangium transversale, 895 nucleotides. RefSeq lists its product as hypothetical. The record is from RefSeq and is a predicted model, not a curated record. NCBI's taxonomy places the organism in Eukaryota, Fungi, Mortierellomycota, Mortierellomycetes, Mortierellales, Mortierellaceae. The transcript has 3 exons. Bases 151 to 777 code for a protein of 208 amino acids.
GCCAAUCUUGAAAAGGUUGAUUCACCCACAUCACUCAUUAAAGCAACCGCUAGGAUCUCAAAGAUAUUUGGCACAUCACCACUGCCUGAGGAAACCAUUCACGUCAUUGUUCAGCGUCCAUCGCCAGGCAAGUUUAUUCCCCAUUUAGUAAUGACUGAGAAUAUAAUUGACGCAUCUAAUUUUUUUUUUUAUUUCAGAUACGACUAUAACUAUACCACUUCCCUUUCUUCGUGUCAACCCUCUCGUACAAGCACACCGACCUUUGACCAAGAUGUUUCACUUGCAUUGAAAAAAAUUGCUGCAGAGUUUUUUCAACCUGAUUCUGAUCACUCCAUGUUUCUAAAAGAAUUCGUUUCGGGUAUGUAUCAAUUGCCCGUCACGGAGAGUGGAAUUAAAGGACUACCGAGAGUUGGGAAGCGUGGACCAUCAAAGAGCCGAACAGCUCCAACACUAUUGUUUUUCGAUUUACCAACAGAAGGUCAACCCAACAAAAAUCUAAGUAUAGUGGAACAAAUUCUGGCAGACAACCCAGGAUUACGCCAUCUGCCAUAUACGGACUAUCAGGAUGCGGCAAAACCAGAACGACUAUGGAACUGCUAUCUAGGCCUUGGGGACUUUACUGUAAUGCCGGAGGGAAGGACUUGGGCUCAAACUAUAUGCAUACCAUCAUGGAGGCAUUGUCGGACCGUCCAGAUUUUUAUCUAUCCGAAAAUAAGAAGUCGAAUACGGAUAGAGUUCGUCAUCUCACUUUUGGUCUCCUUUAUGCCCGGCUACUAAUCCUUGACUACUGCUUGAGCAUUCCUGAAAGUUAUAAAACUUUCACGUGUCAGAAAUGGAUGUUGCUUCAAGUCGCUACUCCAGUAUUUAAGGAUAUAUUCCAGAGCCUUUUCCAGAU